UCCUCCAGAGGCGAUGCUGGAGUUUGAAGAGACAUGAGGAUGGCUCAGGACGCAGCUUCUUCCCCAUGCCGUGCACAGACUUCAUAAGCGGACAAAGUUUUUAAAUUUAACAUUGGCCUGCGGUUUAUUCCGCUCUUCGCCAACAUGGAGUAUUGGAGGCAAUGUGCGAUGUGGCUGAUCAGCUGCAACGUGCUGCCUGCGAACCACCGGGUAACUGCGGACACGGCGCAGGUGUUCGACCUGGCGCAAACCCUGCGGGACGGGGUGCUGCUGUGCCAGCUACUCAACAACCUAAGACCCCACACUAUCAACCUAAAGGAGAUCAAUCUCAGGCCACAAAUGUCACAGUUCCUGUGCUUGAAAAACAUCCGGACAUUUCUGGCCUCUUGCUGUGAUGUGUUUGGGAUGAAGAAGAGUGACUUAUUUGAAGCCUUUGAUCUCUUCGAUGUCCGAGACUUUGGAAAGGUUAUGGACACUCUGUCCAAGCUUUCACACACGACAGUUGCUCAGCAAGCAGGAUUCAAGCCAUUUCCAACGGACGAGAGCCUACAAAACGAGGACAUUUACAACAAUCUGGAAGACAUGAUUGAUGAGAAUGUUCCUGAGGACGAAGAUGACUUGUAUGCAGCGGUCUAUGGCCUAGAAGACGAUUAUGCUGGUGGCGAGAUCUAUGAAGACCUCAUGAGAACGGAGCAGCUUCCCCCACUGAAGCAAGCAGAGGUUGAUAUCCGAAGCUGCUGCCUUACAGAGAUUAAACAGACAGAGGAGAAAUACACGGAAACCCUCGAGUCAAUUGAGAAGUAUUUCCUGAACCCACUGAAGAAAUUCUUCUCUACUUCUGAAAUAGACAAAGUUUUUGUAAACAUUCCAGACUUGGUUAGACUUCACAAGAGCCUGAUGGCUGAAGUGCAGGAUUCCAUCUUAAACAAAAAUGCCUUAAAUCUCUACCAGAUUUUUAUCAGCUACAAAGAGAGAUUGCUCAUUUAUGGAAUAUACUGCAGUCGAGUGGAAAUUGCCAUUGCCGUUUUAGACCUCAUUUGCAAAGAGAAGGAGGAUGUCCGUCUGAAGCUGGAGGAGUGCUCCAAAAGGGCCAACAAUGGGAAGUUUACACUGAGGGACCUGCUGGUUGUCCCAAUGCAGAGAGUCCUAAAGUAUCAUCUCCUUUUGCAGGAGCUAGUCAAACACACUCAGGAUGCUGCUGACAAGAGCAACCUGAAGAUCGCUCUUGAUGCCAUGAAAGACCUGGCUCAGUACGUCAACGAGGUGAAGAGAGAUAAUGAGACUCUAAGGGAGAUCGACCAGUACCAGAGGUCUAUUGAAAACCUGAACACGCCGCUAGUCACCUACGGCCGGCCAAAGGGAGAUGGAGAGGUGCGCAUAGUCUCCAGUGUUGACAAGAAGAAACAGGACAGGUUGUUGUACCUCCAAUGGUGCUACGGGUUCUAUGUGACACACCAGCAGGGGCACACGGGCUUUGAACUCUUUUUUAAGACCAGAGAGCUGAAGAAGAAGUGGCUGGAUCAGUUUGAAAUGGCCAUGGGCAUCUUUAACCAGGGUUAUCUCUGUCUAAAAUGUGGCCUGGGGGCUCAUAAAGAGUGUCUGGGUCGACUGGGAGUCUGUGGGAGAACAGCUGUUCUUCACCUCACUGCAGAGCCUGUCAAGUUGAGACCCAAGGACAACACAACACCAGCGGACCCAGGUUUGCCCAGGAUGGUUGUGAUCAGAGACUACAGUGGCAUCCCCUCUUCUCAGUGUGCGCCCCCACUGAGUAUUCACGUGGGGGAUAUCAUUGAACUGAUGUUUGCCGACUUGCACAGCUCUUGGUGGCAGGGCAAAAAUCUGGCUACAAGCAAGAUUGGCUUCUUUCCAAGCGAUGCUGUGAGGCCUUGCCCGUGUGUUCCAAAACCUGUCGAUUAUUCUGCCCAGCUCUGGUUUGCAGGGCCUAUGGAAAGAUGCCAAGCUGAGGUCGCCCUCUUGGACCGGGAAAACAGCACGUAUCUGAUUCGGCACAGGAGUAAAGAGUGCACUGAAUAUGCAAUCAGCAUAAAGUUCAAUGAUAAAGUCAAGCACAUUAAGAUUCUGACCAAGGAUGGUGGCUUUUACAUCGCCGAGAGUCGGGUGUUCAAAACUGUGCUGGACUUGGUGGAAUACUACCAACAGCACUCUCUAAAGGAGGGUUUCAGCAGUCUCGACACCACUCUACAGCACCCCUACAGGGAACAGCCCAAUGGAAACGUGCCCACGGCCAUUACCAAGGUCGGGAGUGUCUUUUCUCCUAGAGUGGUGGGUUAUGCAAUUGCACGCUACGACUUCUGCUCCAGAGACACGCGGGAGCUUUCUCUGCAACAGGGAGACGUUAUCACUAUCUACACCAAGAUGCCCAAUGGGUGGUGGAAGGGAGUAGUCGGUGGCAGGGUGGGAUGGUUUCCCUCUACUUAUGUGGAAGAGGAGGACUGACUUCGCUUGUUGGAACGUGUAUUCAGCACCCAUUCAGGCUGAAACCCUCCAGUGAACGCCAUGCUGCUCUGCCACUGUCUGGGCCCACAGUCAUAUCUCUCUUUGAUAAAAAUCCAGAGACUUGGACACAAGAGGAGGUGGCAGUGCCCUUAAAAAUCUUCUCCUGUCCUCUGACAGACUCUCACACAGAAAUGUCAAAUCACAGAUUCCAGGAGCGUCAUGCCAUAUCUUACCUCUACGGAGUCCUGUCUGCCCCUGCGGCCCACUGGGAAGUACAUGUGCUGUGCCUAGAUAACCCUCCCCCUUCCCUUCCUCUCCCACUCAACUUCUCUUAUUAUUGAUGACUCCAUCAUCUGGUAUGAGUCUUGCCUUUCGUUGUUGUCAUGUAUCGAGGUCAGCAAGGCUCAAUCAUCUAGCUGGACCACAGAUUCUGCUUAUAGUGCCCUGCUCAAGUACCAAAUUAAAAUGAAAGUGUUGAGAAGUUUUUGACUCUUCCUGGAACACUAUAGCCCUCAUGGCUGUGUCGAUAUUUGCGUUCAGUUCUCUUUAUUCUUGUUUUUUGCAUUCCAAACUGCGUGGACACAAACCUUUGAUAAAACUGUAACUGCCAAACUUUGAAUUUGACCCUAAUUUUAAAAAGGGGUGGAACAUGGAGAAAAAGGAUGGAACCAUGAUGGACUGAUCUGUCAGUCAGUGGACCUGUGGACGCUGAAGUGAUGCACAUCUGCAGAGAAACAGCUGAUUAUGUGGCCAUAGGACGCCACUGAUAAAGCUACAUCUCCCAAAUUAGAUUCCUGUCCUUUUAAAUACUGUUUUAUUUAAAUAAUCACCUCAACUUUAAGUGCAGCCUUCAAUAAACAUUGAGUUGAUGAAAAUCAUUAAAAAUCUGUUUAGCCUGAAAAGCUAUAGUUUGACAUUUUGAGAAAUGUACUUAUUUGCUCCUUUGGCAAAAUUAGAUGAGAAGGUUAAUACCAGUCUGAAUUUAGUCUGUUUAAUAUAAAGUAUGAAACAGUCAUUGGCAUAAAGGCUCACUUAUUGAGAGGUUAGAAUUCAUUUGUUCAAUUUGUAAUAAAGCAAAACUGU
Molecule: messenger RNA, 3540 nt
Organism: Pundamilia nyererei
Lineage: Eukaryota; Metazoa; Chordata; Actinopteri; Cichliformes; Cichlidae
Product: guanine nucleotide exchange factor VAV3-like
Exons: 25
Coding region: 145-2457 (770 amino acids)
Biological process (GO): regulation of GTPase activity; cell migration; intracellular signal transduction
Cellular component (GO): cytoplasm; plasma membrane
Molecular function (GO): protein binding; guanyl-nucleotide exchange factor activity
Source: RefSeq, a predicted model, not a curated record